This is a messenger RNA of Radiomyces spectabilis, 1103 nucleotides long. RefSeq lists its product as uncharacterized. The transcript is spliced from 6 exons. Lineage: Eukaryota; Fungi; Mucoromycota; Mucoromycetes; Mucorales; Radiomycetaceae. The record is from RefSeq and is a predicted model, not a curated record. The coding region runs from base 15 to 1103 and encodes 362 amino acids.
UUAAAAACAUCAAUAUGGAGAAGCAGAUCCUCGAGCUUUUAGAAUUCUUGCAUCAGCCUAGCUUGGAGGUCCGCGCCAUUGCCUUGCAUCACAUUGUACCUUAUACCGCUAAAACUUCGGAAUAUCAACCCCUCCUUAUCAGCAACCGAAAAACCCUUUGCAAGGAUUUGAAAGCUCUUGUCCGAGAGGAUCCCAUCACGGCCCACGAUGCCAUCAAAGGCCUCAUCAAUCUUUCGGGCGAUCCUCGGGUACAGGAAGAAUUAGACGAUGAAGAUUUCAUCAAGUACUUGGCUCUUCUUAUUACCAUUCCCAAAUCGGUGACAGCGGAUGUGGCCUGCAUGCUGUUAUCCAACAUGACCAAGUAUGAACCCGUCUGUGUAAAGUUGAUCAACGCUCAAAUCAAGCCUUUGCCGGAACUCACAAAAUCUGAUCGCUUGAUGGAUCAUCUUGUCGAAGUAUUUCAUCGUGGACACAAAAAGGCCUACAAUGAUCAAGCAGAGUUCCACUUUUUAGCCAGCGUAUUCUCGAAUGUCUCAACUAUUCGACUCGGUCGCGUCUACUUUCUCGAACCUUCAAAGGAUGACGGUACGGCGCCUUUGACCAAGUUGCAGAUUUUCACCGAAGAUGGGAAUGUCAUCCGUCGUGGCGGUGUUAACUGUACGAUUAAGAACUGCUGUUUUGAAACACGACAGCACGAGAAACUCUUGCACGCCGAUGAACUCAAUACUUUGCCGUUUAUUCUUCUUCCGUUAUGUGGCAAUGAAGAAUACGAUAUGGAAGAGUUUGAACAGUUCCCUGAAGAAAUCCAAUUACUUGAUGACGACAAGAAACGCGAAACUGAUCCUGUGUUGCGAAUGAUGCUUUGCGAAGCCUUGGUCUUACUGACCACCACACGUUUCGGCCGCGACUACUUGCGCGAAAAGCAAGUCUACCGCGUCAUCCAACGCUUACAUGCGGCAGAAACAGAUGAAGAUAUCAAGGAAAAAUGUGUCUCCAUUGUCGAUAUGCUCAUCCGUGAUGAAGGCGCCCCAGAAAUCAGCGAAGUCAAAGAAGAAAACGAAGAAGACGAAGAUGAAGAUCUCAUCAUUGAAGAAAUCGCAUAA